GUACCGAGUCGGCAGCAACGCAAUUCCCGAAUCAGUUUUGUUGUCAUUUUCCGUGGAAUUCCUGUUACUACUGCUUACAAUUUAUGAUGCAUUCUACUCUUAUUUAAUUUUUAAUUUGAUUACAAGUGCACAAAAACUGUCAGUGAACCUGCGGCUAAUUUAUUACAAACUCCAUGAUUCACUGCGUAACUUAUCGUGACCCUGUUACUCACAGGGUUCAUCUGGAUGGAUCAUCAGUUUUUUAGGCUAUGUUAAUUUCAACUAGUGGUUAAAAAUAUUUUACCUAUCCAUAUAAUUUCUAAUUGCGUUUUAGAGAUGCGUUUCAAACUCUCGUAACUCUAGUGUGUAUUUCAAGCCGGUUGAACAACAUUUGAAAUCCGUGUCGGUGGAAUUCACAUCUCUUCAAGAGCUGUCAAAAUGAGAAAGUUUCCAACAUUUUUUGGUGGAACCCCUAAUAACUUAGUAAUUGCCUGGCGCUGACCAAAUUUUUUGUCCAAAGAAAAUGGUUUUCUAGCAGGAAAUCUCCAAAUUUCUGACCUAAGAAACUUUAGCACUGUUGAAGUAUGAAUUUCACUCCAUUUGGAACUACAUUUUCCACCAAUUCCUUACCUGCAAGUACCAAUGCGUCUGUUCAUCAGUUGGCCUCUACAGGCGCAAAAUUUUCUGCUCAUAAUAUGGCCGCAGCAGCCACAGGUCAAGUGCUGGGAGUCCUCAGUUCAGAUGACGGUGGAGUUACUUAUUUAAGACCAGUCGACACUAAUGGCUUCACUGUUAAUCUUGCUCAGCAACAGCCUGUUGCCAGCAGCCAACAACAUAAUCAGAUAAUAACACUGCCCAUACAAGUGCCUGGUGCGAAGCCUGGCGAUUUAUCCCAGCAUCAAACUCUACAGAUUCAAGUACUGCCGAACCUAGGUGGCGAUAACAAAAUUCAUGCAGUUCCUGUUUCUCUUCAACAUUUUCAACAGGGCACUGCAACUGUCCUGAAUGUUGUGUAUGGUAAUCCUGCUGAUGGCAAUGAAUCCAUUCAAUUACAGCUAUCUCAACCAGAAUUGGAAGGAGAAAGUCACGAACAACACAAUAACAACAAUAAAAACAGUAACAACAACAAUGACUCGUCGUCUUCAUCAACUUUGAAUGCCAGUAUACAAGCAGAUGAGAUGCUGUCUGAUGUUAAACCAAUUCUGUCUGACCAGUCUGGUGCAGGUUCAUAUCCUGUAGCUGUUGUAGUUCCUCCAGAAAUAAUUAUUAGAACCCAAGCAGAGGCUGAAGCAGAUAAAACCAAAGAAAAAGAUGCAAGGAGUGGAGAAGAUUACAAUGCUCAGUGGCAAAAUGCUGCAGCAGGGUCCCAAAUAGCUGAAUAUUUGUCGCGGGUUGGCACUACCUCAUUACCAAUGUCAUUACAACACUUCCUAAAGUUUUCUGCAGACACAAUCAAACGAGAAGCCCUAAUAGAAUCAUCGCCUUUAUCUAAUCCCAACGAAGAAGAGACUCAAACCAGUGAAUUUAUCAUUGGAACUAAUAGCGGAACUGUUGAAAAUAACCCGCUAAAGAAAAAGCGGAAAAAGUACAAAAAGAAACCACCAAAACCAAAGAAACCCCGACCGGGUCAGGUGCAUAUAGCAACUGCACUUGAUGGAACCACACUCUUUUGUUGUCCAGAAUGUAAUAUGGCCUAUUCUGAUAAGGACAUGUUAGAGCAGCAUCUUGUUGCACAUAAAAUUGAGCGCAGGUUCAUCUGUGACAUUUGUGGAGCUGGGCUGAAGAGAAGAGAACAUUUAGAGAGACAUAGGUUGGGUCACAAUCCAGAGCGCCCCUAUGUGUGUUCCAUAUGCUGUAAAGGUUUCAAGCGCAAAGAACACCUUAAUUUGCAUUUUGUGAUCCAUUCUGGGGAGAAGACAGAGGUUUGUCCUGAAUGUGGUAAAGGCUUUUAUCGACGAGAUCAUCUGCGCAAACAUGCUCGGAGUCACAUUACCAAGAGGAUCAAAGAUGAGUACAAUCAGCAGCAGCUAGCACAACAGCGAGCUCAAACACAAGCCCAACUGACGUUAGAUGAACAACAGCACCAACUAUUUUUACAGCAGCAAGCAAUCGCAAGUGGAGAGCACCAUGUAGUCUCAAUCCACUCAACUGAUGCUUCUGUCAACACACAAAGUCAGCAGACUCAAGAGAUUGACUCAAAAGAUGCAUUAGUAGCAAUAAUUCAGCAACAGCAAGCACAGCAACAAACAUCGCAACAGCAGACACAACAGUCUCAACAAGUUCAACAACAACAACAACAACAACAACAGCAACAGCAAGUUCAACAGCAACAGCAAGUUCAACAGCAGCAGCAAGUACAACAGCAGCAGCAAGUUCAACAGCAGCAGCAGCAAGUAUCACAGCAAUCACAGCAGCAAGUGACGCAGCAAUCGCAGCAGCAAAUUCAACAGCAACAGCAGCAAGUUCAGCAAACUCAGCAGUCACAAGUUGUGCAACAUCAGCAAACGCAACAGCCUCAAACGGUGCAGCAACAAGUUCAACAGCGGCAUGUUCAGCUCCAAGUACAGCAGCAACCUCAGGUUCAAUUGCAGCAAGAUCAGCACGCUACGAUAACUAUCACAAAUCAACACAGCACCAAUGCUAAUAAUGUAAUCAGUAAUCUGUCUGAUGCACAAGCACAUGCAAUUGUUCGUAAGUGCAUGAAAAUUGAUUCGGAAAAUCAGUUGUCGCGUAACGAAAUACAGAAUUCGGAUGACUCGGGUCCUGUCCUGCGAAUUAUGGAAAAUGCCUAGUUAACUGCAUUUACUGCCUGUUUUUAUUUUUUUAUUUUGUCAAUAUGUUGGACAGUGUUAAGCGGAAGAAUGCUUUAUAAUCAGGGCACUGGUAGAAGCUAGCAUUCUCCUGUCCACAGCAUUUUAGUUUUUAUAUCUGAAGGGAGCAUAUCUUAUAUGGACGUAUUUCUGCCAAACGGAACUAUGUGCAUUAAGAUAUGAGCCCCGAGGCCCAUAAGAAUAUAUGCAUAGCAGGGCUCACGUCAUAAUAAACAUAGUUCCGUUUGGCAGAAAUACGUUCAUAUUUCUGUCUCUAAUUCACGCCCAAUGUGAGCUAUUGGAAAAGUUUCAAUACUUCUCAUUCUUAUGGAUUUUGUUCAGCGUAAGGGAACCACUUCUUCAAGAACACAGGACCUGUUCAAAAAUUUGGUUGGCAGAAUCAUCCAUAAGAAUCAAUGCUGAUCCAUUCGUACUUGGUUCUUUUUUAUGGUUUAAUUUUGCCAUUUUUCCCAUCACCUAGAAGGAGCCACCUCUUAAAAUGAAGUAAAUGAAUUGUGAAUUUUUCUACCAAGUUCAAUUCCCUUGUAAUGAUUAAACGAUCAAAAAUCUAAAGGUCAUUAAAAUUAAAGUGUUGAAUACAAAAAUAUCAGCCAUCUAUGAAUAUAAAAUUCUGCCAACCUCUUGCAAUGAGUAACCUUGUUGUCAUGAAAGGUUGUUUCCUUUCGCUUGACACUCUUUUUUAAUUAUUGAGUUGAGACUUGUUGGAUUAAAUUAUGGAAAACAAGUUUGUGAAAAUAUAUUUUUGUAUUUUAAGAAUACAAUUGUAAGUUUCCAACCUUUUUUCCUGUAAUCGGCCAUGUUCAUCCUUAUCAACAAUUCAGAAUAAUUGUUUCAGCUUAAGCUUGAUUUCGGGAUUUAUGUGUGCUUCUUCCUCGAAGAUUAUUUGUUAAAAACUCUGUGUAUCAGAGCCUGUUAACUAGUUUUAUGAUUUAUUGCUAGCCUUUGCUAAAUGAUGAUUGAAAUUUAGUUAUUGGGAAAAAAACUUAAUUAAAUGUAAGUAUGCAUGUAAGAACAGGGGCUUCCAAACUAUUAAUACGUAGUCAGGGUUUCCUCCACCUAAUAAUUUUGUAAAACUGACAGCCAAUAAAUCAGUAUCCAAAACUAAGCCCCAACUGAGCCUACCUUGCAAAUUAAAGUUCUGAAGCCCCUAUGCUAGACUAUAGGACUUCCUAAAUGCAAUUUUUUUUAGUGUAUUUUCCAAAGGAAAUACACUAUUGGGUCCUCCCUCAUGGUGAGACCUGGUUUUUCAUUAUUUUCACUAUUCCAGUCUAUGAUCUAAAUUUUCUGUGGAACAAGAUGUUUAAGUAAAGGGACCAGUUUUUAAUAGGCAAGACGCACUGGAGCAUUCAAUGCAAGAAAGAGACUUUGAAUAAUCUUAUUGAACGUUUCUUCAGAGGAUUGACUGUGACUGCGACUGUGAUUCAAUAGAAUAUUCAACAUGAUUGAUCUGAAGCAAAAAUUCAUGAGAACCUGCUCGAAAUAAAUCAGAAUUUUAGGUCUCAAAAAGCAGAAAAGAUCAGUCCCUCAUAAGACUGAAAAUGCUGGAUACUUGAAAUUGAAGAAGAGGAUAAAAAAUAGAUUUCAAGAAACUGCUCCAAGCGCUUUAAGUACGCGGAUUUACAAUGUGACUGUGUGUAUCAUUAAUUUCUCAGGCAAAUGUGACCUACUGUUUGAGUGUAAACAGCAAGUAAAAAAAGUGGACUUGUAUGGCUUCUCUUAUUUAGUAGACAAUUAAUCUAGUAGAACCCUUCAGGGUCAAGUGAAUAACGAGUGCUUCCUGACUCAUGAGAAAUGAAGUCGCAGGCACAUCUCUGUCCUUUUUUUUACUGCUCAAUGGAAAAGGAGAAGAGUAUUAUUUUUGCUCAGUGUCUCAACUUGACCAAUGCCAAAUCCACCCCUAUUUAGGAGACGGAAAUGGAUUAACUGCAAAAUACAGAUGAAAGUUUUAGGUUAAUUUUAUGUUAAUAAUAAAAGUGGCAAGUACAUUAAGGUAUUUCAUUUUGCUUUUCAUGGGAGAAGAAUGAUUGAAAUUUUCUUAUUUCGUUUUCACUUCAAAGAGAGGCUUCUGUGCAAAUAACUUUACUGUAUUGCCGUAUUUUUUUAAAAUAUGAAGAAGAAUGCUGUUUAGCAUUUAAGCUUUCAAAAUCUCAAAAAUUCUGUCAAUGUUACAAGCAUUACUAGGAAACUUUAUAAUUCAGGGAGCAAACAUACUAGGAGAUGAUCAUGCAUGUUAACUACUGAAACUUACUAGUUCCUUUACUCAGUGAACUUAAUCAACAAAACUAUCUUUUUUAGUGCUCUCAGUAUCAAGGUCAUUUAAUUAGUCAUCGAUCAAAUUUAGUAAGCAGCUACAAAUCAGAAUGCUUUUUUAGGGAAGAACUACCCUCUAGAUGCAAAGAUUUCCCUGGGUUUUUUUAUUUCUGUACCCCAGAGGAACAAAUAGUUAACUUCCUAUUAAUUAUCAAUGUCUUUUUAGGAGACACUGAAAGUAAUUUUUUAACAAUUGUAAAACAUGUAUUUAUUCUUUACUUGUUAUCCGUACGCUUUUGCUAAUCUGGCGUUUUACAACUUCAAAUUCGUAAGAAAAAGAAAGUAUUAAUAUGUUCAAUGGGUGAGGAGCAGUUCAAACUUUACUGAGCACCAUACGCCAAAUGGACUGCAUUUUGCAAUUUGGACCUAUAAAUUCCGGCCCGGUUUAAAAACAACGUAUGUACCAUUAGUUUCCCUAUGCACAUAAGUGUUUUUUCAGAUGAGCCAGAAUUUAUAGGUCCAAAUUGCAAAAUGCAGUCCAAAUUUUCCUAGAAUGAGGGGCGCCAUGAAAACAAGGCCCCAAAAUGUUCGGACAGGCUUAACUUCUAUUAUGUCCUUGCUCUUUGAAAAUGUCCUGCUGAAUCUUUAAGUUUUUGACCAAAAAAUUGUUGAUGGCACCUAAAAAAUAAACUUGUUGGCCGGAUGGCCCCUAAAAUUUUUUGAUGAAGUUAGAACACUGAGGGAGGGGGGCUUUUUGACUCACAGCAGUAUCGAUUUAUGUAGAUCUACUUUGUCAGUAAAUCCAUCCUUAUAUCACCUAACCUCAAGCGGUAUAACCUAGAUCCAACUACUUUCUUCCAAUUUUCAUCCUAGAAAUUUUGGUACUAGAAAUAAUUACAUACUUAUAGUACUUUCAUGUUUUUAAGGGUGUAGAUUUAUUAUUAAAUUGCUCUUGGUUUUCAAUAAAAUUUGCCAGUUGGGUCACAAUCAAUUCUAUGUGAAUAUUCUUGGAUUUUUAGAGUUUUCAAUUACUUUCUGCAAAACAUGUCUGAGCUUUUUAUUUGACACUCUUUCGUCAGAAGUACCAACAAGUAUUAGAAAUUCAGUGCAGGGUUGAAAAGAAUAAUUGAAUGUUUUAAAAAAACAUCAUCCAUGAAGGUUUCUGAAGAUUGAUGAAUUUUCCCACCUUUCUUUUGGCCCCUCUAUCAUCAUGAAAUUUUCCGAGAUGCUUUAAGAAAUGGCAGUAGCCGCUUUUUUAUUUGUAUUAAGCUGUAUCAGCAUUGUGUUGAUUGAAUCGAUAUUUGGUCCUCUUUGUGUCAAGCUCUUAGUGAAUGCUACCUCUUAUAUUGUGUAUGUAAAAUAUGAGCACUUCCCAAAUAGGAUCAGAAUGAGAUUUUGACUAUUUUUAAAUGUACUUAAAUCUUUGUAUGAUGUACAGUAACGAGCCCAUUUUUUUCGAACAUCACCUUCUACACAUUAACUUUAUCACCAAUAUGUUGACUAACAAUUUUAAGUGGAAACAAAAUAUUCUCCUUUGUUAAAAUUUGUUCCCUUUUUUUAUUUUUAACGGUUCUCUUGUGUUGAUUCUCCUUUUGAAGGAGAUCUGAAAUGAUAAUUUUUUCCUCAUAUCAUAGAUCUUAUUUGUAGGUUAAAUAACUUCUUCUUUAAUUUAAAAUUUCAGAGGUAAAAGGCAAUUUUUGACAUCAUCGUUACGUGUACAAGAGAAUAUAAAUGUACUUUUCUGAAGAAGAUAAGUAAUUUUUGCUCUCUCUCUGAGGAACAAUUACCUCUCACUUUGUCUUGCAUCUGUUUCUGUGCAAAUGAUUGACCCCCAAAAAAGAAAGAAGUAUCCAGCUGUUUGCAACAAUAUUUUUGUCUCUUGAAAAGGAAAGACGUUUCCUCAGAUCAGGAGAAAGAUGUUCUCGAAAAAAAAAAGAAAUUGAACGUAAAUUAUUUUAAUCCCCUUCAAGCUGUUCUACCCAAAUGCUCAUGGCCUUUCCAUGAGAAAUUUUGUAUUAAAUCCUGGGUCCCUUUUUUAUUGAUGUCCGUGAGACAAUGCAGAAGUUAAGCUGCACUGUGUAAUGCUGUGUUCUACAUGUCUGUCAUGCAUGAAUAAAAGUGCGGUUUGAAAAAUUUCAUCGUGCUAAUGGUGCUUUGGGGAUAGGAUUACAUUUUUUUUCUUGUCUCUCUGCUUCUUUAAAUGGUUGCAUCAAAGAAUACCACCUGUGUAAUAAAAUUCUCAAAACAGUCUCAGUAAAUUUUGAUGAUUGCUUUUUUACUAUCCCUCUCAUACAUCUAAAUCAGUUUAUGUCCAUAUAAUUCUCAGAUGUACCUUUUUUGUACAUGUAUCAGAUUCACUUGAAGUUUCUCUUAGAUUGCAUUUAUUACGAAAGUUAUUUUUCAAGCAGAAUAUUUUGUAGUUUAAGAAGAAUGAUUUCCAUCAAAUAAUCUUGUUUCAUUCAUCAAAAUUGAUGUAUACGCGGCUACCCUCUUGGUCGGGCAAUGCAUCAAUUCUGUAAUCAGCAUUAUUUUUGUGAGGGUAAUUUCAUGCAAAAUUUUUCAAUGAAUGUUUUUUGAUUGAUUGUUUACUUAUUUUUUAACAUUUUUGUUCGUCUCUCUUCUACAGUGUACAGUUGAAAAUUCACAAUAUUUUUAUAUCUAAUUUGUAGAAACAGUGAAAUUCCAAUUUUUUCAACUGUAAUCUUUUUCGAUCAUUUUACCAUGUUUUCUCACCUUGCAAAUCUAUUUUUGUAUUUAAAAAUGUAUUUAACUGAAAAAUUACUGUAAAAAAUACGUAUUUCGUAUUAUUUAAUCCUGCAUCUAUUGUUAUGGAAUUCUUUAAAAUUUGUUUCAUGAUUUGUAUCAGGGUAGCUUAGAACAAAUGUGGUCAUACGUGCGACCCAAAAUACACUGCAACUCGGUGAAGACUUCACACGUGCAAAUGGGCAAAGUUUUCUAAUAUUAACUGAACUCUUCACUAAUUAAUAUUUAAAUUGUACGUAAUUUGUCAUCCAUGAUCUUUAAUUGUAUUUUCACUAAUAUUAUUGAGACAUACCGGUCAGGUUUAAAGAAAUUUGUCUCCUAAAAUUUCCCUGUGUAUUUCUUAAGAGUGUAUUUUUGCACCAUUGAAAAUUUGCGAUGGUUUUCUCACUACCUUAGACAGAGUUCAUGUAGGAGAACAUCUGCAAGUACUCGCAUUUGUUUUAGGUUACCCUGGCCUGUAGUGAGUUAAUAGAUCAUACCUGUCAUCAAGCCUAUUCUAGCUAUAUUGACCAUCCCACUGCACAGUGAACAAAGAAUUAGAUUUUUUUAUUGAAUUUUUUGUAACCUCUUUUUGCUGCUUCAAUUGUGUUUAUUUAAAAAAAUUAAUGAAUUUGUCGGAGGUGAAGUGGAGGGAAAUCCUUCCACUUACCUUUUUUAUUUACCAUAAAUGCAGAUAAAAUCUAAAUUCCAAGAUAGUAGCCAUUUCAUUUUUUUAAGUUAUCUCUUUCCUGUUUUUACAAGAGAAACUCCCUCUGCAUUUAGUUGCUCCAAAGAAUGUUGAAAUGGACUGCAUAGUUGUAUUUUGUUUGGCGUAACAAACAGAGUUAUUUUGCAACAUUGCUUAACAUCCUUAUUUUGUUUAAGAGUUAUCAAUUUUUAGUGGGCGGGCCUCAUUUAAUUGAAAUUGAAAAAUGUAACAACCUCGCGGCAACGUUUUGAUGAGCACAAGUCAGAAUUUUCUCUGAGUAGGUUCUAAAUAUUGUCUCGAAGUCCUUAACCUCUUUACUUUUGACUGCUCUCUCAUUAGUUGCUGUUGAUAAAAUUGCUGUUUGAUUAGUUGCUGUUGAAGAAAGAGGAUUCCUCUUUCUUCUGAUUGGAGCGUGAUCCAGAUAAUGUAAGACAGGGCUUAAUUUUCUCAAAAUAUGUUUCCACUGUUACCGCAAUCAUUAUACGUCUCAUCUUUGAGAAGCCACUGAAAAUUCGCAAAACAGUAAUCUCCUUAUUUCACAUGUUUUCGUCAACACCAUGUUAUAGAUUUUUAAUUUUUUUUCGAGGAUAGCUUUUCCGCUCAUUUGAAAUGAUAUUUUUAUAAGUUUAAGCCCUCAGAGACACCCUUGCCAAAACGUCAACCAGUAAAAAUUGAUUUUUCGCCAUACUUUUAUAUUCAUCAGUUGCACUGGUAUGGGAGGUGUAAAUUGUUACUUUAAUACGUCCCAACGUCUCUCUCCACGAAAUUUUCUUACUUGCCUCUCUAAUGAUUCAGAAGUCCUCUGACAAAUUCUCUGAUUUGAUCUAAAUUAUAUCAGUUUGUCUGGUUUCAACGUCUAUGAUCAAGCUUUUAAUUUGAAUUAUCUAGUUGAUACAGGCACUUUCAAUGAGACAUUGGAACAUACAGGGACAAACUCUCCUAAAAUUCAUUUGCCCUCCUCAAUUAUUUAGUUUACUUGCAACACUAAUUUUGGUACCUAGUACAUAUUUCGACUUUGCCCAAAAUUUUGAUGGAGAGUGAUAAUUUUGUUAACGAUCACUUAUUUUGUUUUAUACCUGUUGUAUUUUUAUAUUUAUCAUUGUUUAAAUUUUUUAGUCAAUUUUCCUUCUCAUCCUGUGGCGCUUGCCCCUCCGCUUUUUCCUACUGUAAGAAUUAUAAUUUAAGUUCAAAAAUAGCGGAAGAGUAAUAAUAAAUAUAAAAACUUAGUUUAAGAGCUAGUUAAUCAGGGUGAUGGGUUUUGCGGUAAUUUUUCCCCCUAUCUGAAGCCUGUGAUGAUAUUAAAUGUUAGCCUUCAUGUCAGUUGACCUCUAAAUUAACAGCCUGUAACUUCUAAUUAUCAUGAAUGAUCCUGUUAACUUCUGUUUCAUUGAAACUAUCCAAAGAACACUGAUGCCAAGCAGGUUGAGUUCAUUGUGAAUACAUUGGCAAGGUUCAAAUUAUCAUCAAUUCGUUUCUGAAUUCCUCUUUUCAGAAAUAUAAAAAUACACUGCAGGUUUUGCAAUCAUCUCAUGUAAAAACGGUCUAGAGGCUUUUCAGAAUUGGUUUUGCCUCAUGUCUCAAUACCCCCUUCUUACUGAAGUACAGAUCCUAGUUCUUUUGUUGCGCCACUGAGCUAAAAAAAUUCAGACUCAGAGCAAUUAUUUUGAGAACUUCAUUGCUUAGGCUUCCCUGUUAGCCCAUCGCAAAAUUGAAAUUUGAUAGUGUGCAAGAAGACAUUCUCUUCUGCCAGCUUUUAAAAAUUGGUCAGUGUUAGAAAAAUUUUUCAGUGCAACAACGCUCAUCUCAUUAGUUUUAUGAUUCAUAAUACAUUUUUUUUUUCAUUUCUUUUAAAAUUAAAUUUGUAAUGCAUACAACUAUAACUAUGAACUUAUUUUUAAACUUAUGAAGUACUAAUUAUCCUCAAAAAUCAUUAGGUGAAAGUUCCUGGAUCAUCAUGAGCACUCCUUGAACAGUCACAUUUUAGGCAGUCAUUAAAUCCACCUGGUGCUCCUAAAUUAAAAGAUCAAAUUUAAUUUUUUCUUUUUUUCUUUUCUCUGAAACAUCUAAGAGCCUCUCAUUUUCAUCUAUUUCACAAUAUCCUUCCCCAAUCCCCAUUCCUCUUUGUUAAAAUUUUUUACUUUUUAUUUUUGGGGUAUUCAACAAUCUUUUCUCCAAAA
Molecule: messenger RNA, 10688 nt
Organism: Bemisia tabaci
Lineage: Eukaryota; Metazoa; Arthropoda; Insecta; Hemiptera; Aleyrodidae
Biological process (GO): regulation of transcription by RNA polymerase II
Molecular function (GO): DNA-binding transcription factor activity, RNA polymerase II-specific; RNA polymerase II cis-regulatory region sequence-specific DNA binding
Source: RefSeq, a predicted model, not a curated record